AUGCCAGUAACAGAAAUAGAUAAGAAGAAUCAGUCACUAGACCAACAAUCUCAGUCUGAACAUUCACAAUCACAAACACAAUCACAGCCAUCUUCAUCCCAACCACCUCAACAGCAGCUAGAAUCACAACAACUGCCUCAUGUUGAUGAUAUAGAGUCUACCAACAAUCUAAUUGAUAGUUUAACUACUCAACAACAACAAGAACAGUUAUUCAACAAAUUACAACAAUUGCAUCAGCUGCGCAAUCAAGAUUUCGUGUCCGAUGAUGAAAUUACACAAUCACACUUCACCGAUAACUCCACCUAUUAUGGCCCGUUACACGACAAUUUUUUUUUCAAUUCUCAAUCGCAAUCACAACCACAACACCACCACGAACAUAACCACCAACGUUACCAUCCCCUUUCUCAACAGCAACAAGAACAACCCAAUAAGUUGUUACUGUCGGAAGACAACUCACAUGUUAUAGAUAGCGAACAAAAUACAUUGUGUCCAGUAAUUCAUAACGGUGGUGCUUCCUUCAACUUGCCGCCAGAAAAUGGUGACCAAAACCACAAACACGAUCUCGAACUACAGUUACAUUUAAAACAACAGCAACAAGAGGAAGAGAAACGUCUUCGACAACAGCAACAAGAAAGGGAAUUAAGGUUAAACAGUCAAGUGAGGAAAGGGUAUUCUUUAGAUUAUUUUGAUCAAUUUAAUAAUGUGAGUAAUGUUAUAAACAACUAUCAAACAUCAGUGUUUAAUAAUAGAUAUUUACAACCAAAUUCCCUGUUUAUUGGUGAACAACAAUCUGGCAAGGCAAGUUUCCACAUUAAAGUUGAAUUUAAGACUGUUGAUUUAUUCAAUUCGAUGGUGACUGGUUUUUUGCAAAUAAAUGGGUUAACCGAUAAAGAUUCUGAAAUCACGACAUAUUUUAAAGGAGAAAUCAUAAAUAAUCCAUUAAAUCAUUUUACAUCGAGAAACAAUAAUGUUGAAAGUGAAUAUGACGUUGGUGCGAACAGUUUUGAAAACCAUUCCAUACAGAAAUAUUCAUUUGUAACGGAAAAUAAACAAUGGGGGUCAUUUGCUAAAAAUGAUUUCGAGCAUUGGAAGAAAUUGACUCAAUCAACUACAUUUUUAUCUGAUGAAGAAUUGAUGAAACGAUUAGAAAAAGUUCAGCGAGGAGAACAAGAUGGUCAAUAUAUUUAUAUGAGAUGGAAAGAAGAAUUUUUGUUGCCCGAUUCGAGAAUUAAACAAAUAACAGGAGCUUCAUUUGAAGGUUUCUAUUAUAUUGUUUUGAAUAUUGGUGGUGGUGGUAGUGAUAAUGACCGUUAUGGUAAGACUAGGUCCUUGUCUAAUUCAUCAUCAUCAUCAUCAUCUUCUUCUUCUUCUUCUUCAUUAUGUGAUGGAUUAUUACCUGGUGGUAUAAGUGGAUUGUAUUAUCAUAAAUCAUCAGAGAAAUUCCAAUCAUUAUCACUUCGCCAUGUUAAUGAUAAGGAAGAUAUUGGCACUUUUGAUUUUCUUUAG
Candida dubliniensis CD36 is the source of this 1506-nucleotide messenger RNA. RefSeq names its product glucose-induced degradation complex subunit. The coding region runs from base 1 to 1506 and encodes 501 amino acids. The record is from RefSeq and is a predicted model, not a curated record. Lineage: Eukaryota; Fungi; Ascomycota; Pichiomycetes; Serinales; Debaryomycetaceae. The transcript has a single exon. Gene Ontology annotation, biological process: protein targeting to vacuole; protein catabolic process in the vacuole; proteasome-mediated ubiquitin-dependent protein catabolic process. Gene Ontology annotation, cellular component: GID complex; extrinsic component of membrane.